Molecule: messenger RNA, 870 nt
Organism: Pedinophyceae sp. YPF-701
Lineage: Eukaryota; Viridiplantae; Chlorophyta; Pedinophyceae
Source: the annotation of a GenBank genome assembly
AUGGCCCGCAGCAUCAUCUGUCGCACCCAACUCGACUCCGCACCACUCACGGAGCACGGCGCGCACGAGGCCGCGCCGCCAGGCGAAGCGCCGCUGCCGGACGUUGAGUCACCGAGCUUCCAGCAGGAGCUGCGGCGCAGAAUCGCGGGCGACGGUCUGAGGCUGGUCGGCGGCGUUGACAUCAGCGCAGUGCACGCGCCGGGCGAGGACGCCGCGGCGAACGCCACGCCGCAGCGCGCGUUCGCGGGGCUCGCCGUGCUCACCUUCCCGGCGCUCGAGGUGGUGUUCACGGAGGAGAGGGACGUCACCCUGACUCAGCCAUACUCCCCCGGGUUCCUCGGCUUUCGGGAGGUGCCGCACCUCCUACCGCUGCUCGAGUCGGCCCGCAAGGCCGGCUGCUACCCGCAGGUCGUGCUGUGCGACGGGUUUGGCACGCUGCACCAGCGCGGGUGCGGGUCCGCGUCGCACCUGGGCGUCGUCGCGAACGUCCCCACCAUCGGCGUCGGGAAGACCCUCAACGCCGUCGACGGCCUCAGCACGAGCGGCGUGCGCGACAUGAUGCGCGCGGCCCUGGCCACCGACGCCGCCGCCCCCGCCCGCGACCGCGGGGCCAAACGCCCCUCGGAGGACACGCUCGUCGUCCGGCCGCUGCGGGGCCAGUCCGGGCGGCUCCUCGGCGCGGCGAUGGCGGGCCACGCCGGCAGCGAGGUGCCGCUGUACGUCUCCGUUGGCCACCGCGUGAGCCUCGCCAGCGCGGUCGAGGUCGUCGCGCGCUGCUGCCGCCACCGCGUGCCGGAACCGAUCCGCGUGGCGGACCUGCGGACGAGGGAGCGGGCGCGCGAGGCGCACGCCGCGCCGCGGGCGCCGUGA